Plasmodium yoelii is the source of this 204-nucleotide messenger RNA. RefSeq lists its product as uncharacterized. NCBI's taxonomy places the organism in Eukaryota, Apicomplexa, Aconoidasida, Haemosporida, Plasmodiidae. Bases 1 to 204 code for a protein of 67 amino acids. The transcript has 2 exons. Gene Ontology annotation, cellular component: endoplasmic reticulum. The record is from RefSeq and is a predicted model, not a curated record. Gene Ontology annotation, biological process: endoplasmic reticulum unfolded protein response.
AUGGCAAGUAAUAGGAAAAUAAAUAAAAAAAUAGAAACCUUUGAUAACAAUAUAACUAAUCGAGGAAAUGUCCCAACCUCUAUUGCCAAAAAGGGAAAGAAAUAUACAGUAGGACCCAUACUACUUGGAAUAUUUAUUUUUAUUGUAAUUGGGUCAGUUGUUAUCCAAAUAUUGAAUAUAUUAAGCAAAUCAAAAAGUUAUUAA